Messenger RNA from Tremella mesenterica DSM 1558, 1026 nucleotides. RefSeq lists its product as uncharacterized. The coding region runs from base 1 to 1026 and encodes 341 amino acids. Lineage: Eukaryota; Fungi; Basidiomycota; Tremellomycetes; Tremellales; Tremellaceae. The transcript has 9 exons. The record is from RefSeq and is a predicted model, not a curated record. Gene Ontology annotation, molecular function: methyltransferase activity.
AUGCGUCCCCAAAGCGUCCCAUCGGACAGGUGUGUUUUGCUCCAGACUAGUCACCCAUGGCAUCUUGGAGUAGCACUAUGGAGCGACGAGCAGGAUGAAGGGCGACUCUACCAAGCCCAAAACGACGAUUAUGUCCUACCUGCCGAUCAAAAGGAGAUGAGUAGGCUGGAUCAUCAGCAUUAUGGCUGCAAGUUAUUCCAAAAGGGUAAAAACUAUGUCGUUCCCAUGGACAAGGUGUUGGAGAAUCGAGGGGAGGGGAGACGAGGUUUAGACGUUGGCUGUGGGACUGGUGUAUGGGUGAUAGAGAUGGCGAGGGAAUUUGACAAAGCCGAGUGGGUGGGCGUCGAUCUUGCCCCCAUACAAACAGACUCGGAUCUCCCCGACAAUCUGACGUUCAUCCAUGAAGACGCGGUCCGAGGGCUCCCAUAUCCCGACGAGUAUUUCGAUUUGAUUCACUGUCGGGUGCUGUAUAUGGGUAUACGGAAUUGGAAGGAUUUGGUGGAUGAAGUCGCACGGCUUCUGCGUCCGGGUGGGAUGGCAGUGUUUGUAGAGGUUGAAGGACGCUGGAGUUUACAUGAGAAGACGAGAGAGGAAGAAAUUAAGAUUGCACCUGGGUUUUCGAAGUUCUGUGAUUAUCUGGCAAUGGCAACCGAGAAACGAGGUUUGGACGUCGAUGCAGCAAAGACCAACAUCGUCAAAUAUAUCCGACAGAAUGGAACUUUGGAGGAUGUUGAGCAAUUGAGAAUGUUCAUACCUUUGUCUCCGUGGUCCGAUGAACCCCACAUGAAAGCCUCAGGGAAGAUCAUGUUGGUGGAUGCUAUCGAGAUUCCUGAUGCCGUGCGACAUCUUAUCCUCGAUGCGGCAGAAAUAUCCCCUAGCAAAUUCGAAGAGCUGAAGAAAGGUUGGAUCGAUGAUGUUCAUAAUCCCUCUUGUCACGUUGGUGCAUACUACUGGCAUAACACCGCUCGAAAGAAGCUUCAUUCAGUCGACGAGGAGUCACUCCUCAAAAACGACGUACAGGAAUGA